AUGGCGACGACGGUGGACUGGCGCAGCUAUAGGCCCGAUCUUCCUGCCGCGAUGUAUCACAUGGUGGACAGCAGGGACCAGGUAAUGCACGCGUUUGCUCCGGCGACGGCGCAGGGCGCGGCUCCGACCAUCUCGUUCGCCUUCCCCUGCCCCGGCGCGGAGCAGAGCGCCGGCCUGCUUCGUGGCGCCAGCUACCUCACUCCCGCGCAAAUCCUCCAGCUCCAGUCGCAGCUGCACCACGACAUGCCCCAGAGCCAGAGCGAUGAGACGCCGGCGCCGACGACGACACUGACGCCGAUUUCUUUCCCGGACGUCAAGAGCGAGCCAGUCUGCUCCGUCUCCGAGAGCUCGUCGUCGGCUGACGGCGAGGUGUCCUCGUGCUCCGACGUCGUCCCGGAGAUGCAGCUUCUUGAUUUCUCGGAGGCUCCAUGGGACGAGUUCCUGCUGCGCAAGUACCCGUCGCUCGAGAUCGACUGGGACGCGAUCCUUUCUUGA
Messenger RNA from Triticum turgidum subsp. durum (durum wheat), 495 nucleotides. The record is from the annotation of a GenBank genome assembly. Lineage: Eukaryota; Viridiplantae; Streptophyta; Magnoliopsida; Poales; Poaceae.